This is a messenger RNA of Venustampulla echinocandica, 1050 nucleotides long. Its product is annotated as putative tRNA threonylcarbamoyladenosine biosynthesis protein kae1. Bases 1 to 1050 code for a protein of 349 amino acids. The transcript has a single exon. Gene Ontology annotation, biological process: tRNA threonylcarbamoyladenosine modification. Gene Ontology annotation, cellular component: EKC/KEOPS complex; cytoplasm. The record is from RefSeq and is a predicted model, not a curated record. Lineage: Eukaryota; Fungi; Ascomycota; Leotiomycetes; Helotiales; Pleuroascaceae.
AUGAUCGCCAUCGGCCUCGAGGGGAGCGCGAAUAAGCUCGGCGUGGGCAUCAUAUCGCAUCCAUCCCCAGGCAAGCCUGCCAUAAUCCUCUCUAAUAUCCGCCACACCUUCGUCUCACCACCCGGGGAGGGCUUUCUACCUAAGGACACUGCAAAACAUCAUCGGUCAUGGGUUGUCAGUCUCGUCAAGCAAGCGAUGGCGGAAGCCGGAGUGUCAACUAGAGAUAUUGACUGUAUAUGUUAUACCAAAGGACCAGGGAUGGGGGCACCCCUGCAAAGUGUAGCAGUGGCCGCUCGAAUGCUAUCUCUGCUGUGGGGGAAGGAGCUUGUCGGAGUCAACCACUGCGUGGGACAUAUAGAGAUGGGCAGAGAGAUUACCGGCGCCCAGAAUCCCGUGGUUCUGUAUGUCAGUGGUGGAAACACCCAAGUCAUCGCAUACGCUGAACAGCGAUAUCGAAUAUUUGGGGAGGCUUUGGAUAUAGCCGUGGGGAACUGCCUGGACAGGUUUGCAAGGACGCUGGAGAUCAGCAAUGACCCUGCCCCAGGUUACAACAUCGAGCAGCUGGCGAAGAAGGGGAAAGUUCUCCUGGAUCUUCCAUAUGCGGUGAAGGGAAUGGACUGUUCAUUUUCUGGGAUAUUAGCGUCAAUUGAUAUCCUUGCCGCUGAGCUCAAGGCGAAUCCAGAACAGCGGGACCCUAUUACUGGCGAGAUUAUUACUACUGCAGACUUGUGCUUUACGCUGCAAGAAAUAGUGUACGCAAUGCUGGUUGAAAUCACCGAGAGGGCCAUGGCCCAUGUUGGAAGCGAUCAAGUGCUGAUCGUUGGGGGUGUGGGCUGCAAUGAGAGACUUCAAGAAAUGAUGGGACUCAUGGCCAACGAUAGAGGUGGGAGCGUCUUUGCCACAGAUGAACGGUUUUGCAUCGAUAAUGGGAUUAUGAUUGCGCAUGCCGGCCUGUUAGCAUAUGAGACUGGCUUUCGGACCCCGCUAGAAGAGAGCACCUGUACUCAGCGGUUCAGGACUGAUGAGGUGUUUAUUAAAUGGAGAGAUUGA